AUGUCGACUCAAACAUCAACACAGACCUCCGAAGUGGAGCAGCUCCGCUUGAAGGCUAGUAACAGCCCAAUCAACGACUGGCAGACCGAUCUUGCCAGAGACGGAUAUGCUGUCGUGAAAGGUGCUGUCGCCAAGGAAAAGGCUGCACAAUAUGCCGAGCGCAUGUAUGAAUACCUCGAAGGCUUUGGCCUUGGUUUUGACAGAAAUGAUCGCUCCACAUGGACCGCUGAGCACCUCCCUGAGAUCAACAACAAGGGCAUGUGUCUCGAUUACGCCGUCGCUCACGAAGACUUUGUUUGGGACAUUCGAUCAGAGCCUGGUGUUGUCGGAGCAUUCGAACAAUGGCUGAAGACCCAAGACUUGAUUGUCUCUUUCGAUGCUGUCAACUUUGGGUUGACUGGUCGCAAGGACUUGGCCCCCAACACACCAUGGCCUCACCAAGAUCAAGAUCCCACAAAGAACGGCUUCCGCUGCUUGCAAGGUCUUGUCAACAUCCUUCCCAAUGGACCCAACGAUGGAGGUCUCAUUGUGUGCAAAGGUGCUCAUCUUCACAGCGAGCAGUUUCACCGCGAGGUUGGUUUUCCGGAGAAGGAACGCAACGAGCACAUUCCUGCCUGGAAUCCUGAAUGGUACGGCUUUACCGACAACGGCAUAAGAUGGUUCGAGGAGAAGGGCCUUGGAUGGGUCAAGGUUUCUGCAGAGCCGGGUGACCUCUUACUCUGGGACUCCAGGACACCACACUACAACCUGAGCUCCACCACGGACCAAAAUCGCUUUUGUGUGUACACUUGCUACAUGCCCGUUGCCGAUGCAAGUCAGGAGGAUCUGAAACGCAAGAAGAUUGCCUUUGAGGGUUGGUUUGGCACCACACACUGGCCAAAUUGUCGCGUCAUGGGACGUAAUCAAGCGAAGAGAAAUGGCGAGCCUGACCCUCACAACAGGACUGAACCUGUGAAGAAACCUCAAUUGAGUGAGCGUGCAUAUCGUCUGACAGGCAUUCCGUACAUCGAGGCGUGA
Molecule: messenger RNA, 1017 nt
Organism: Aureobasidium musti
Lineage: Eukaryota; Fungi; Ascomycota; Dothideomycetes; Dothideales; Saccotheciaceae
Source: the annotation of a GenBank genome assembly